AUGCGGAUUGAACAAGCAUCUGCUAGUGAGAGCGCAAUCCUUUUGGCUCCAUUAUCCCAUAGCUUGUCUGUUGAUCGACAGCUCAACUCCCGAUAUCUUUUUGUUGUGGAUAUGUUCAUAGCAAACUCCUCUGACAUAUCAUCCUUCCUCUUCACCCUUAUCUUUACUUGCCGCAUUGAUCAACCAGCUAUGAAGGGGCUUCUCUCACUGCUCCUUGUGGGAGCUGCUAACGCUUUGGCGGCCUCCUAUGAACCUCGCUCCCUCACGGAGGAUAUGCUGCAAGGCAAGGAGAAGGAGGUCUGGGACGCUAUUAAGGGGGAGAUACCCGGUGCACAAUUGGACGAUUACUUCAACCCUCCUACAGCUCAUCAACGCGAACCUGAUGAGAAGUGGGACGGUAAGCUUGAGGGAAAAUCCGUCAAUACUCUUUGGGUUGAAGAAGGAAAAGACAAGCCCUCAGGUAUCGAGGAGUACGGAAUGAGAUUCAAGACUGUGGACCCCAGCUCUCUCGGUGUCGACAACGUUACGCAAUACAGUGGCUAUCUAGACAAUAAAAAGAAUGGCCAGCACCUUUUCUUCUGGUUCUUUGAGUCUCGACGUGAUCCACAAUAUGACCCUGUUAUUCUCUGGUUGAACGGUGGCCCAGGAUGCUCAUCUAUGACCAGCUUAUUCAUGGAGUUGGGGCCAGCCAGAGUUGGUCAGGACCUCAAGCUCACUCGUAAUCCUAACUCUUGGAAUAACAGGGCUUCUAUAAUUUUCUUGGACCAGCCCGUCAACGUUGGAUUCUCUUACGGUAAAUCAGGUGCCUUCAACACUCCAUCGGCCUCGAAGGAUGUCUUUGCUUUCUUGACCCUGUUCUUCAAGAAAUUUCCUCAAUAUGCCCUCCAGGACUUCCAUAUCGCAGGAGAAUCUUACGCUGACAUCCUGAAACAAAGGUCCAAUAUCAAGUUCAAGUCUGUCCUUAUUGGAAACGGCAUGACCGACCCUUACACCCAGUUCGCAUCUUAUCCGCCCAUGGCCUGUGGAAAGGGCGGGUACAGUGCUGUCUUGGAUCAGCCUACUUGCAAAGCUAUGGAGGCCGCCGUUCCACAAUGCCAGAAAGAAAUCAAGCGCUGCUAUGACAAGCCUACAGAUGUUGCUACUUGUGUUAAGGGUGCCAAAUUCUGCAAGGACGCUCUCGUCCGUCCAUAUUCCCGGACUGGUCAGAGCAUCUACGAUAUCCGUGGUCGCUGCGAAGACCCUAAAGACCUCUGCUACCCUAUCCUGGGCUGGAUCGCCAAGUACCUCAACCAGCGCCAUGUUCAGAAAGCUAUCGGUGCUGAAGUCUCACAUUUCAAAGGGUGCAGCAAUCAUAUAAGCAGCCAGUUCUUCGCCCACGGAGACUACAACCAGCCCUUCCACCGCAAGAUCCCCGGAAUCUUGAAGGAUGUCAAUGUUCUCGUCUAUGCUGGUGAUGCUGACUAUAUCUGCAACUGGCUCGGCGUCAAGGAAUGGACAGAGGCUCUCCAGUGGCCUGGCCGCCAUAUCUUCAGACGAAAGAACCUCAGCGUUGUUUAUCAUAGCGUUAACAAGUGGCCGCUGGGUCGGGUCAAGUAUCAUAAUGGCCUUGCUUUUCUCCAGGUCUUUAAGGCUGGCCACAGGGUUCCAUAUGACCAGCCCGAGAACGCUUUGGACUUUUUCAACCGCUGGCUUGCUGGGGAGUGGACUCCAUAG
Molecule: messenger RNA, 1713 nt
Organism: Trichophyton benhamiae CBS 112371
Lineage: Eukaryota; Fungi; Ascomycota; Eurotiomycetes; Onygenales; Arthrodermataceae
Exons: 4
Coding region: 1-1713 (570 amino acids)
Biological process (GO): proteolysis
Cellular component (GO): fungal-type vacuole
Molecular function (GO): serine-type carboxypeptidase activity
Source: RefSeq, a predicted model, not a curated record